AUGGCACGACAGACAGGCUUUGUCGACGAUUACGAGGAAGAAGAAAUAAUGGCGACAGCGAAGAGCAAAGAGACUGUCCCUGAAGUUCGCCAGCGAAGACCUCGGGACCCUCAAGAUGCGUCCAGACAAGUUGCUGCCAAAGAUGAAGCUGAGGAUCAGGGCUUUCCCUUGCCGUCGACAACAGAUAUCAUUCGUAUAACUGUUCUGUUGAUCAUGAUUACUGCUGCAGCUUCGUCCUAUGUAACGUCCGGCGAGUCAUAUAUUUUCGGUCUGCCUCGACCGUGGUUCACAAAGCCCGCAGAGCUCAAGCAAUAUUUUCGAGGGCCAGUAUACCUGACAGAGACGGAGCUGGCACGGUAUGAUGGGAGUGACCCUAGAUCGCCGAUAUAUCUGGCAGUGAAUGGAACAAUCUUUGAUGUAAGUGCUGGUGCACACACGUACGGUCCUGGUGGAUCGUAUCAUGCGUUUGCUGGCCACGAUGCGUCAAGAGCUUUUGUCACAGGAUGUUUUAUGGAAGAUCGGACGAGUGACCUGCGUGGCGCAGAAGAUGUAUACCUUCCUGUCGAAGAUCCAGACGAGAACAUCAGCAGUGCUGAACGCAAGACAAGAGCGGAGCGAGAAAGACGUGUUGCGAGGAAAAAAGUACGCGACGAAGUUGAUAGGUGGGUCAAAUUUUACACGAACAGCAAGAAGUACUUUGAGGUUGGGAAGGUGGUAGGUGUAGAGGAUGAGCCUGCAGGUCCUGCCCCGACUUUGUGUGCUCAGGCCGAGAAAGGUCGUCCAAAAAGAAAGAACAUGAACCAAAAGAAGGAAGCGCCUGGAAAACCUGUACAAUAA
Molecule: messenger RNA, 837 nt
Organism: Lithohypha guttulata
Lineage: Eukaryota; Fungi; Ascomycota; Eurotiomycetes; Chaetothyriales; Trichomeriaceae
Exons: 1
Coding region: 1-837 (278 amino acids)
Cellular component (GO): membrane; endomembrane system
Source: RefSeq, a predicted model, not a curated record